AUGACCCCUUUCUUUCUAGAGUCUGUGUGCCCGACACGAAUCCCAGUGGCCUCUCGUGAUGAGAAAGGCUUUGAGCUGAUGGUGGGCAUGAACAUUCAGAGCAAGGCCAAGAAGAUCCCUGGCUCUCUGAUCUCCGAGACCGCCUAUGCUUUGACUGCGUCCACAGACAUUACUGAGAAUACACGAGAGAUUUUCCCAGAAGGCCUCCCUCCAUCCUAUGUGUUCGUAGUCACCCUGCGUCUAAAGGGGUCUCCUAGCAAGCUGACCUUUGAUAUUUGGAGGGUGCUGUCUAAGAAUAAGGAGAUCCAGGCUGCAGUGACACUCAGCGGAAAGGACAGAAGUGUCAUCUUCACCACCACCAGUGCUACUAUUUUGACAGGGUUACCCAGAAGAUUAAGGUCAACUAAUCUCCUUUGGAGUGGAGACACAGAGGCAGCCCUUGAUUUGUUACAGGAUGAUGUCCUCGUGGCAGAUCCAGGCACCAAAUGUCACUACAGCAAUGUUGCUUUUUCCCUAUUGGCCAACGCCUUGGCCCAGAAGGUGACUGGCUCAAACUUUGAGAGCUGGGUGUCAGAAAAUGUUCUGGAGCGGCUAAGCAUGGAGGAAACUGGUUUCAACAUAACUCCAGUCAUUCAGAGGCAGAUGGCUGUGGGCGUGUACAGCAAUGGCCAGCCGGCUCCCCUCUACAACCUCGGCUGGUAUCGACCUGCAGGUCAGAUGUAUUCCACAGCAGCUGACAUGGCCAAGCUCAUGAUGGCUCUUCUGGGUGCUUAUGGUGGGACCCUGCUCCGCCAGGACACCCUGAAGACCAUGCUGACCCCCGUUUUCCGAUGCCACAGCAGCUACUUUGCCAACUCCACUGGCACACCGUGGGAGAUCAACGAGCAGUUUGGCUAUGAUGUGGUGAGGAAGGACGGGGACUUGGACGGCUAUGCUGCCACCUUCUCCAUGGUGCCACGGCUCAAGCUGGGACUGGUGGUCCUGAUGGCCGGAGUUCGGCCUACAGACCAGGACCUUGUGAGCCAGGCCUACAGCUAUCUAAUCCCUGCACUGGAGAGCGCUUUUAGGAAUGCUCAACGAACUCUCACACCGCCACCCGACCCAGCUCCAUAUGUGGGCUUUUUCACUUACAGGAACAUGACUUUCUAUGAGAUAAAGGUGGACUCAGACGGGGUACUGGUUAUGCAGCAGUUUGGACCACAGGUGGACACAACUGUGCCGUCCAAGUACCGAACUAUUCGGCUGGAUUACCUGCAGGACAGGGUGUUCAGGGUGGUGUUUGAGAGCCCGUACCCUUGCAAGCUGAAGGUUAACAGUGCCUCGGUCUCCCUGGAGGCACAGGACAGACAACUCUUCAACUUUUACGUCUUCAGCAAGAAAGGUGUGUCACCAGGGUUUGAUUCCCCAGGACUCAACACUUACAGGGUGACGAGGAUACCUGGCAGACCAUUCUUUACUUCAUAAAGACAGGAAUUCAACUUAGAACAAGGUCACUCUAAGAGGGUUCAGUCGAGGAUGAACCCAGUGGGAACUUGAAAUACAUGGCAUGGCAGUUUUGGACUGUUGGGUUAGUGAACAUGUGUGGUCAGUGUCAUGAAAUUCUCUCUUGCAAAUUUGAUUAAUCUGCACUUGUAUUUUAAUAUUAUUAUAUAUAUCUCUGCUCAUAAUAUCCAUUAUAUCAUUUAGUCUUGUCCAAAUGUCCAAAGGAAUCUUUGAAAGUUAUUCUUCUGCUAAGUAACUAGCAUAAGCAAAGCAAAACUGAUGUAUUAUGUUUACUGUAAGUAAACAAGUAAGUAAGUGUUUGCUAUCAUGUGUUUGGUUAAUGUGGCAGUAUUCCUCUUUAACCUCUAAGUGCCUUGAAUGU
Messenger RNA from Micropterus dolomieu (smallmouth bass), 1864 nucleotides. RefSeq names its product putative beta-lactamase-like 1. Bases 1 to 1464 code for a protein of 487 amino acids. NCBI's taxonomy places the organism in Eukaryota, Metazoa, Chordata, Actinopteri, Centrarchiformes, Centrarchidae. The transcript has 4 exons. The record is from RefSeq and is a predicted model, not a curated record.